Styela clava is the source of this 366-nucleotide messenger RNA. The record is from RefSeq and is a predicted model, not a curated record. Lineage: Eukaryota; Metazoa; Chordata; Ascidiacea; Stolidobranchia; Styelidae.
AUGUAUUGCCAUAAUAGCAAGUUGUUUCUUCUCCGGGAAGAAAAAAAUGGUGAAUGGAGGCGACAAAAUAUUUGCAUGGGAAGUGAUGAUGUUUGCAAAAAUGGAGGAAUACAAAAUCAAUUUGCAAAAUAUAUUUUAGCUUUUGGAGAAGAUGAACAAGGCGAGAUCUACGUGUUGAGUACUCACAACCCAAGACUUGGUUUGCCGGGAGGAAGUAUCUAUAAACUUGUCGAUCCGUCAAGAAGAGGAGAACCAAGUGCCUGCAAAACUCCUACCCCAGUGGAGACCGAAGUUGCCAAAGGAACAGCAGCAAUUCCAUACAAAAGACAGUUUAACUGAACGUUUUGUAUUGUAUACAUGCAAAGC